ACUCCUGUCUCUUGACAGUGCUCAGUCCAAUGGAGCUUCGUUGCAGCCCGCAGGAGACAAUUGGAUGAUAAUUACCGUCAAAAUAACAGAAGAUCUUGUUUGUUUUGACUUAACUCCCCACGCCUCCCCACAACAACCCUCACCGGUGGGUUUCUCUGCGCUGGUCCAUCCCUGUCACUAGCCGGCGUCGCGGCCUUGUUUAUACCGAGAAGGGAAGCUCGAAUCGGGGAGCAAGGCCCAGAGUUUGAACCGCUGCUUCUCGUCUGGAGCGUGUUCUGUCUGGAUCGACGCUUUAUCUCGCCAAAGAAAUGACCCAGAAGCAACAAUGACGUCCAGAUUUGGUAAAACCUAUAGCCGAAAAGGAGGCGAGGGCACAUCCAAGUUCGACGAAGUCCUGUCCUCAAAGAGGGGCACCCUCAGUACUAAAUGGGGAGCCACCACAUACAAAGCCAAGGUGGGCUCUAAGAGGGCUGGAACACCCAAAAAUGACUCGCUCCUGGAGGUUUGCAAAAGACCACAACACUGCGACGAUGGAGCAGAUGACCCUUUUGGCUUCGACAGUGACGAGGAAUCAAAGCCUGUGUCUUCACGCGCCAAGUCCUCUGCAGUCAAGCCGGCAGAGCCUCCACAGGCGGAGAGGCCGACUGUGUCUGUAGACACAGGGAGUAAGUCCAACCUUCAGGGAGGAUUCAGCAACCCAGGUUCUAGAGAGGGACCAUCGUGGUUGGACAGCGGCCGUAAGCAGUCUUGGCUUCUUGAAGACACCAGUCGAUUCUUCACCAGUAGUUCUGCUCACACAGGCCCGACUCAGAGUUCCUCUGCAUUCUCUCAGAACCAACACAGCUACUCUUGGUACCAGAAUGCCUCUGAAAGCGACAAAAAGCCAUUGGCCCAGACCACUACCCUGAAGACUGGGCCCAAAGCAGAGUCCACCUAUGACUCCUGGGAUGCUAUUAUGGCUUUCCGUUCACCCUCUCCUGACCAGGAACCCCGCAACCCAGCCCCCACUCUCUCCUGGGUUUCAGCUAGUGUUGGAUCUAGCAGCUGGGACCGGGUAGCAACUCAAAUUCAGAAGUCCCCCUCUCCUUCACUGCUGCACACCCCUAUUGAGAAUAAGGACUUUAAUAAUGACCUAGACUAUAUGGAGACAUCUGAGUCUACUCAGACAUCUUCUUCCACCUCACUUGUAAGGAAUUCUAACUGCCGGACUUACCGGAGGCCCAACAAGCAGAACAAGACUUCAGACUCUUGCGGCCUCUCCAGUUCAGCCAACAGCGCAGACAUGUUUGGCUCGGGCAAUAAUAACACAACAGAGGGAAGAACCAGGGACUGUACUGUUCUACAUCCGUCUUCGAUGUCCAUGUUCAACGUCACCAUUCAGGGUCGGAGCUCGACAGAAUUCCCCAAUGAGAGUGCGCCCUCCAGUGUCAGCACUGCAAGUUCUGGUAGUUCUACGGAGUCAAGUUGGCAGAGGAAGAAGGCGGACCAACAGAACGAGAAUCAAAGGUCCUGUGAGAGCCAGUCAAGGAAGACUAGUAAACUCGACCUGUUUGGGUUUGAAGAGUCAGACUCAUGUAGCAACACAGAGGGGAACUCUGACUGGCCCUCCACCUAUAAGAACAAAUAUUUUGGUUUUGACGACACGAACCAUGAUGAUACUGCAGUCGGCGACCAGCUGAAGGACGGGCGCUGCAAACAGAGGAGGAAGGACAGGAUGGCGGCCGCCGCCAAGGAAUUGCUAGCUGAAGACACUGACCAGCCAGUUGAUUGCUUCCAGAGACUGCAGGACUCAGACCCGCCCAGACCGAAGGAGACUAAGAACUCUGUGGCGAGACAAGAGACGACAGCAGAUGUAGUGGACUUCUCAGAAGAGGGUCUCAAGGUUUUGGCUGGGUGCACCGCAAGGCCGCCCACGAGCAAGCCAGUUGAGAAGAAUCCUGACACAUUCAGGAGGAUCUUCAGUGCCCAUAAGAAGUCUCCCACAAAAGCUGUGUACAAUGCCAGACACUGGACGCUCGUCGCUGAAGAGGAGACGCCAACACCGCUUUCCUCUGGGUCUCAGACGAUUACGGAUCCGGCGUCGGCCGGGGGGUCUACUGAAGAGCCUGUCGACCAAAACAAGGAUGAUGGAGUUUUUAAGGCGCCUCCCCCUCCACCUCAAAUCCCCAAGGUUGACAGUGCCCCCAUUCUCAAGUGCCCCAAAAAACGAAAAGAGCUGUACACCGUAGUUCGACAAGUGAAGGACUUCAACGAUGUUGUGGAGAUCGGCGAGAACCAGGAGUUCACUGACGACUUUGAGUAUCUGGCUACUGGUCUGAAGAGUGGUCAGCCAUUGAAUACUCGCUGCUUGAGUGUUAUCAGUCUGGCCACUCGGUGUGCCAUGCCCAGCUUCAGAAUGCACCUCCGUGCCCGAGGGAAGGUGGCGCAAGUCUUUAAAACGCUCAACGAUGCACCUCAGCAUCCGAACCUGGCAAUGUGCACUGCCUCCCUCAUGUACAUCCUAAGCCGGGAUAGGUUGAAUAUGGAUCUGGACCGGUCCUGUCUGGAUUUAAUGAUCCGCUUACUGGAGCUGGACUUGGACCAGAGCAGCGGAGCGGUGACAGACUCGGCCUCUCAGCUGAGUGCACGGGAGAUUGCUAAGAUGAAGGAGAAGAUCCGGAAGCUCUGCGACACUGUGCACAACAAGCACUUGGACCUGCAGAACAUCACGACGGGUCACUUAGCCAUGGAGACGUUAUUGUCUCUGACCUCCAAACGAGCAGGAGACUGGUUUAAAGAAGAACUACGACUACUAGGAGGACUGGACCACAUUGUUGACAAAGUGAAAGAGUGUGUGGACAACCUGGAGAGGGCAGACAGUGAAGAGAAGCUGGUGUCGUCCUUGUGGGGGGCUGAGAGAUGCCUGAGAGUUCUGGAGAGUGUGACAGUCCACAACCCGGAGAAUCAGAGCUACUUGAUUGCCUACAAGGACUCUUCACUCAUUGUGUCGUGUGCCAAAGCACUGAAGGUGUGUGAGGAGAUGAUCCAACAUUACAGCACACAGAAGAACCCCGAUCGAGCUGUGGUGGGUAAAGCGUUGGAGAACAGCAUGAGGGCCAUCAUUAUGGUCCUGGUCAACCUGACGCACGACAACGAGUGGGGCAGCACCAAGACCGGCGAGCAGCCCGACAUGAUCUUCACAGCCCUCCAGUGUGUUUUCAGAGUCCCCCAGUACUUUCCUCCGGAGAAGAGGUUUGACAUCCGCAUCCUGGGUCUGGGUCUGCUGAUCAAUCUGGUGGAGUACAGUGCCAGGAACAAGUAUUGUUUGAUGGAGAUGGAGAUGGAGGAAGGUCAAGGUCCUUGUGACUCCACCAUCCUGCCCAACCCACAGAACCAUGACACGAUCAGAACCGGCCCGCUCUGCGCUAUUGCAGCCCUUGUACAGUUGUUCGUCCAACGGGAGCGAGCCGCCGUCCUUGCAGAGGCGCAGACUGAUGACCUCAUUAAGGAGCCGCCGAAACCUGCCUUAGACCAGAGCGGUGAGUGGCAGGAGACAGGGGGCGAGAUCCAGUGGGUGGCCAAGGACGUCUCCGAGAAACAGGAGGAGUCCAAGAAGAACGAGAAGGAAGAGGAGCACGAGGAGCUGGACCUGAACAAAGCUCUGCAGCACGCAGGGAAGCACAUGGAGGACAGCAUGGUGGCAUCCUACACGGCACUGCUGCUGGGCAGCCUCUGCCAGGGAAGCCCGGGGAUCGUGGAGACUGUCAGGGACAACCUGCCGGAUGGAGAUUUCUCCGUCAUGACGGAGAUGCUCAAGAAGUUCCUCAAUUUCAUGAACCUGACGUGUGAUAUUGGCUCAGCUGGGCAGAAGUCCAUCUCACGGGUCAUCGACUACCUGGAGCACUGCUAGAGCCCACACACACACACACACACACUCUUUAAAUCACUUGUAUUACUUUGUCCGCAGAAACUAAAUUAAUUUAUUGAGAAGUUAAACCAACAACCUAUAAAUAAGAUAUGGCAGUUUCGGUUUCUUCCUUGCGCUGACGUUAGGCAACGCACGCACACUCACUCACCUGGUCAAAGUUUACAGCUUUAUCCAACAUGGUUAGAGUGAUGGGUUGAAUUUUUGUACAGAGUUGUAUAUGAAUUUGGAGCUGAUCUUGGGGAGGGAGCAGCAGAGGACAGAGUGUUCUUUGGGUGGGAUCAGUGGGGUUCUGUUGACUCUUAGACACGUAAGCUUUUCUGAAUCUAUUUUUCAUUUUGUAAGUGGCCCGGAGUUCGUUGGACUGAAUCUGGUGAUCCUGCAGAGAAACUUUGUACGUUUAUGUCUUUGUUACUUGUAAAUACUUUUAAGAUAAUAAAAAUUGAUACUUUGACUAAAUAUUUCACCUCAUUCUUACUUGCUGUCCAACGUGCUACAGCGAUGCAGAAACAAAUUCAUGUCUUGGCCAGUAGUCUCCUACAACCCGCGUAAAGGUGUCAAAUUUG
Molecule: messenger RNA, 4470 nt
Organism: Synchiropus splendidus (mandarinfish)
Lineage: Eukaryota; Metazoa; Chordata; Actinopteri; Syngnathiformes; Callionymidae
Product: wings apart-like protein homolog
Exons: 20
Coding region: 326-3889 (1187 amino acids)
Biological process (GO): regulation of chromosome condensation
Source: RefSeq, a predicted model, not a curated record